This is a messenger RNA of Rana temporaria (common frog), 1659 nucleotides long. RefSeq names its product ADP ribosylation factor interacting protein 2 (gene ARFIP2). Gene Ontology annotation, biological process: regulation of Arp2/3 complex-mediated actin nucleation; intracellular protein transport. The record is from RefSeq and is a predicted model, not a curated record. Gene Ontology annotation, molecular function: phospholipid binding; protein domain specific binding. Bases 269 to 1300 code for a protein of 343 amino acids. NCBI's taxonomy places the organism in Eukaryota, Metazoa, Chordata, Amphibia, Anura, Ranidae. Gene Ontology annotation, cellular component: trans-Golgi network membrane. The transcript is spliced from 8 exons.
UCCUGGCUCCGCCCACUAGAGACAGCAGAUUACACAGAGAGAGCGCAGGCCGGAGAGAGAGCUGAAGAAGAGGCCUGACAGAGAGAUAGAGAUCCCUGGGGAAGAGAGACAGCUGUGUUUGACACCAGAGAGAGGAGUGACACCAGAGAGAAAGAGACUGCAAGCACCUCCAGGGACGGCGAGACAUCGCUCUGUCAGGAUGAGACACCGCCGCUAAUAAGAGAGAGAAAGACCGCCGAAUGUCCAUCGUCUGAAAAUCAGGGUCACCAUGUCUGAAGGAAUUAUGAGUAAAGCUGCCACCAUGGAGAUCCCCAUCAGCAGCAAUGGUGUCUCCGGGACCCUGAAUGAAGAUGAGAGUUUGGAGCAGGAUCUGCAACAAGUUAUGGUUUCUGGGCCGAACCUGAACGAGACGAGUAUAGUGUCCGGUGGAUACGGCGGGAGCACUGAGGGGAUCAUUCCCACCGGCAGCAUGAAGGGCUCCAUGUCUCAGCAAUCUUCACACGCGUCUCUCACCUCUGAAGAGCUCUCUCGAGGAGUCGCCGUGGAGAAAUUUGACUUGAUGAAGAAAUGGGGCAUCAAUACUUACAAAUGCACAAAGCAGUUGAUCUCGGAGAGGUUUGGCCGUGGCUCUCGCACAGUGGAUUUGGAGCUGGAGACUCAGAUUGAACUCUUAAGGGACACGAAAAGGAAAUACGAAGGAGUCUUGCUGCUGGCCAGAGCCCUGACCUCUCAUUUCUACAGCCUGGUUCAGACGCAGCGAGCGCUGGGAGACGCCUUCUCCGACCUCAGUCAGAAGUCACCAGAGUUGCAGGAAGAGUUUGGCUACAAUGCAGAGACUCAGAAGCUCCUGUGUAAAAACGGGGAGACACUGCUGGGGGCCAUUAACUUCUUUGUGUCCAGCAUCAACACCCUCAUCAACAAGACCAUGGAAGACACCCUGAUGACCGUCAAGCAAUACGAGACAGCCAGACUUGAAUUUGAUGCUUAUCGAGCCGACUUGGAGGAGCUGAGUCUGGGCCCACGGGAUGCAGCCACCUUGUGCCGCAUUGAGAUCGCCCAACAAAACUUCCAGAUACAUCGUAACAAAUACGAGAAGCUGCGAGGAGAUGUAACCAUAAAACUGCGCUUCCUGCAGGAAAAUAAGGUGAAGGUCAUGCACAAGCAGCUGCUUCUCUUCCAUAAUGCCAUCUCCUCCUAUUUUGCUGGGAAUCAACAACAACUGGAAGCUUCACUGCAGCAGUUUAACAUCAAGCUUAGCAGUGCGGCCAGUGACAAACCCUCGUGGCUGGAGGAGCAGUGACUCCCUCCCCCCCGUCUGUACAUUUGUGAUUGCGUGCGUUAUAUAUAUGUCAUUGUUGGUGUGCAUGAAGGAUAGGAGUACUGUGUGGGAAUGCAAGUGUUGAUGUAUGAGUAUUGUUCAGGUCCCAAAGAGUGUGUGAUCGGUGUGUUUCUGAGUCUGACAGUUGGCGUUUUUACAGCUUGCAGUGCAGAUCACAAGAAUUCAUAUUUACUUUUUAAUCAAGUUGUCCAUUAAAACCAUUUCUGCUGCUUUGAGUGAUCUGGGCCAGUGUUAGUCAAUGACCCUGGGCCAUAUUCUGAGUAUAGUUACGAUGGAGUAUCUCAGGAAACUCCGUCGUAUCUCUCUUUUUUGACCCGCGU